GAUGGAGGUCGGUGGCAUGCUGGUCACAGAACGCGAUGCUGGUCACAGAAGCCGCCCGCCUGCCAUGUCCACGUGCAUGGCUCUGGUGGGAUUUGGUUUUGGCUUCUAGCUUGCGGCUAGAUAGCCUUGAUGUCGCCAUGCGGUCGCUAUCGUAUCUAUCGGGUCGUGCACCCCGGCCCCUCGCCCUCACCCAGCAAUUACAUGCAUAACUAUAUGGCAUCCAUGGAUGCAUGCAUCUGUGGACCGCUGCGUCCUUUUCUCAAACAAGCGUUCCGAAACCUGAGGGCCGCCGUCCCCCACUUGGUAGGGCAGGAGUGGAGAUGUCGCGUGUAGCGAUUGGCAGCGGGCGGCGUAUGCGAGAUCUCAGGCAGGGACUUAUCGCUCCCGGCCGAGUGGGAUGCAUCACGACUCCUCGCGCAACCACGCGCGGUGGGGACAGACGUCAGCGUGCUUGGAGAGACAGGGCUUGGCACAGAAUAGGAAAUGCAGACCGGUCGAGCUGGCUGGCGGCGGGCACGGACGCGGCCAUGACAGUGGCGGUGAAAGCGGAGCACGACGAGCAUCAUCGGGUCAGCGAGGGAGAGGGUGAUAGCAGUGAUUGCAGUGCGGCCUCUCGCUGGCUGUGUCUGGCGGUGUCUGCUGGUGUGGGCGAGGGUGCGUCCCAACAGAGCCGCGCUGCACUUGCCUAUCUUGCCCGUCGCGGCGCUCACUAUUACCCACACAGUACAUAGCUCAGCGCCGUAGCUCGCGGCUGCACAGGACUCGUCUUAGCCGUUUGGCGAUCCGGUCGCGGAUUGUUGGUGGUGCUAUAUUUGACAGUGUGCUGCUCCCACGGUACUUGUCCCUGCC
Dothidotthia symphoricarpi CBS 119687 is the source of this 849-nucleotide messenger RNA. RefSeq lists its product as uncharacterized. The record is from RefSeq and is a predicted model, not a curated record. The transcript has a single exon. The coding region runs from base 231 to 731 and encodes 166 amino acids. NCBI's taxonomy places the organism in Eukaryota, Fungi, Ascomycota, Dothideomycetes, Pleosporales, Dothidotthiaceae.